AUGCCUCCUCAACUGCAUAACGGGCUGGACUUUUCUGCCAAGGUCAUCCAGGGCAGCCUCGACAGCCUGUCCCAGGCAGUAAGGGAGUUCGUGGAAGCCAAUGCCCAGCUGUGCCAGCCGGAGCAUAUCCACAUCUGUGAUGGCUCUGAGGAGGAGUAUGGUCGCUUGCUGGACCACAUGCAGGAGGAGGGUGUCAUCCGCAAGCUGAAGAAGUAUGACAACUGUUGGCUGGCUCUGACUGACCCCAGGGAUGUGGCCAGGAUUGAAAGCAAGACUGUCAUCAUCACCCAAGAGCAGAGAGACACAGUGCCCAUCCCCAAAACCGGCCUCAGCCAGCUGGGCCGCUGGAUGUCAGAAGGGGACUUUGAGAAAGCUUUCAACGCCAGGUUCCCGGGGUGUAUGAAAGGUCGUACCAUGUAUGUCAUCCCAUUCAGCAUGGGGCCCCUGGGCUCGCCUCUGGCCAAAAUUGGCAUUGAGCUGACAGACUCACCCUAUGUGGUGGCCAGUAUGAGGAUCAUGACACGGAUGGGGACAUCAGUUUUAGAGGCCCUGGGCAAUGGGGAGUUUAUCAAGUGCCUCCACUCUGUGGGGUGCCCUCUUCCCUUAAAAAAGCCUUUGAUCAACAAUUGGGCCUGCAACCCCGAGCUGACACUGAUCGCCCACCUUCCGGACCGCAGAGAGAUCAUCUCCUAUGGAAGCGGAUAUGGAGGGAACUCGCUGCUUGGGAAGAAAUGCUUUGCGCUGCGCAUCGCCAGCCGGCUGGCCAAGGAGGAAGGGUGGUUGGCAGAGCACAUGCUGAUCCUGGGCGUAACCAACCCUGAAGGCAAGAAGAAAUAUCUGGCAGCAGCUUUCCCUAGUGCCUGUGGGAAGACCAACUUGGCCAUGAUGAACCCCACACUCCCCGGGUGGAAAGUUGAGUGUGUGGGUGAUGACAUUGCCUGGAUGAAGUUUGAUGCCCAAGGCAACUUACGGGCUAUCAACCCAGAAAACGGUUUUUUCGGAGUCGCUCCUGGCACCUCAGUGAAGACAAAUCCCAAUGCCAUUAAGACCAUCCAGAAGAAUACCAUCUUCACCAAUGUGGCUGAAACCAGUGAUGGUGGUGUUUACUGGGAAGGGAUCGAUGAGCCACUGGCCCCAGGUGUGACCAUCACCUCCUGGAAGAACAAGGAGUGGAGACCACAGGAUGAGGAACCCUGUGCCCAUCCCAACUCGAGAUUCUGCACCCCAGCCAGCCAGUGCCCCAUCAUCGACCCUGCCUGGGAGUCUCCAGAAGGUGUGCCCAUUGAGGGCAUCAUUUUUGGUGGUCGUAGACCUGCAGGUGUCCCCCUGGUCUAUGAAGCCCUCAGCUGGCAGCAUGGGGUAUUUGUAGGAGCAGCCAUGAGAUCAGAGGCCACAGCUGCUGCAGAGCACAAGGGCAAGGUCAUCAUGCACGACCCCUUUGCUAUGCGGCCCUUCUUUGGUUACAACUUCGGCAAAUACCUCGCUCACUGGCUGAGCAUGGCUCAGCGCCCAGCAGCCAAGUUGCCCAAGAUCUUCCAUGUCAACUGGUUCCGGAAGGACAAAGACGGCAAGUUCCUCUGGCCGGGCUUUGGAGAGAAUUCUCGGGUGCUUGAGUGGAUGUUCAACAGGAUUGAAGGGGAAGACAUCGCCAAGCUCACACCUAUCGGCUACGUCCCUAAGGAAAACGCCCUGAACCUGAAAGGCCUGGGGAAUGUCAACGUGGAGGAACUGUUAGGGAUCUCCAAGCAGUUCUGGGAGGAGGAGGUGGAGGAGAUCAGCAAGUACCUGGAAGACCAAGUCAAUGCUGACCUCCCUUACGAAAUUGAGAGGGAACUCCAAGCCCUGAAACAAAGAAUCAGCCAGAUGUAA
This is a messenger RNA of Cricetulus griseus (Chinese hamster), 1869 nucleotides long. NCBI's taxonomy places the organism in Eukaryota, Metazoa, Chordata, Mammalia, Rodentia, Cricetidae. The record is from RefSeq and is a predicted model, not a curated record.